GAUCAGUAAACUUUCGGAUCAUCCAGUAGUGCAUUCUAAGUUAGCGAGUCUAGGGGGUUGAAAUAAGUAAUCUACGCAACGCGCCAGCAACGCUCCGUAAUCGCUUAUUGCAGUUCGUGUACUUUUGCACACACAACACACACCUUUACCUAAUUGAGAAGCAAAGUGGUUCCAAGUUCAAAGAAAUUUUUCAAUGGAAAUUAUGAAAAUUCUUUACAAUGUAUGUAGAAAAAUGAUUGAUUGAUAAUUCCCAUCCCGUGCGUAGGAUUCAACGGCGUUCUUAUCAAGUUCACACGAGUGUGCCGAGCUCACGCAUCUUGUGUAUUCUCCAACAAUUGUAAUAAUCCCAUGAGAAGGCAAGUGUGUUGAACGGAGUAGUAUACACAUACUGAUGUAGUAUUUUCCACUGCAAACAGCAUCAUAGAGUAAUGUGCAUUGGAAAUGUAUUGAGAACAUCUGAUGAUUGGGAUAGCAAACGAAUAAUUCCAAGCGGUUUCAGAGCAGCGAUCAUUAAGAAUGAACCAACAACAUUUUCUAUCCAGUGAAAAACUAAAACUCACACUCAGAAGCUAGAGCUAGAGUGCGUAGAGCAGGUAGAUGUGCGAAUCAUCGUGCUAUUGCCAGGUGUUAUAAAAAGGAGCCGUCUGUUUGAGCGUUCGACAGUGAUCCUGAUGCCACCGAUUCGAUCAGUGGCUAAUUGUACUUGGCGCAACAGCUCAAACAAGUGUGAUUGUUUAAAAGAACAUUGUGCAUACUAGAAACAUGAUGCGUGGAAUACUAUCGAUUACGCCGUUGAUAGCUGUUCAUGUGUUUCACGUUUUGUGUCAAUUAGAAUUGACCGGCGAGAAUAAUGCCAUGAACUGGAGGCUGUUACCGACCGCAAACUGCGGUUGGAACAUCAACAACAGGAUUUCGAAUGGUAAUAAGACUUCCCCCUUCGAAUAUCCGUGGAUGGUGUUGCUGCGUUACCUGCGGAAUGGUGAGAUGGUGGAUCGUUGCGGAGGUUCGUUGAUCAACAACCGCUACGUGCUGACGGCAGCACAAUGCGUGCGAACAUCGAGUAAUGUGAAGCUGAGAAUACGAUAAAACCAAAGAAGUUGAUUGCAUAAUGCAUGCAGACGGUGAAGCGGUAUGUGCAGAUCCUCUCAUCGAGAUGGACAUAGAAUCAACAAUCGUACACAGCGAGUUUAAUAGACCGAUUCCUUACCGCCAUGACAUAGCUUUGA
Anopheles aquasalis is the source of this 1226-nucleotide messenger RNA. RefSeq names its product melanization protease 1-like. NCBI's taxonomy places the organism in Eukaryota, Metazoa, Arthropoda, Insecta, Diptera, Culicidae. Gene Ontology annotation, molecular function: serine-type endopeptidase activity. Gene Ontology annotation, biological process: proteolysis. The record is from RefSeq and is a predicted model, not a curated record.